AUGGAAGUGGAGGUGAAGCCGGCUUCUGCAGAAGAACUAGAUGCCUUUCUUGGGCAGAACAGACGCUGGAUCCCUGAUGACGCUGAGAAGGUUCUUCGUGGUAUGAGCGGCCUUGAUCAGCGACGCGUCAUCAGCGGGGGUACCAUGUCCAGCGUGCAGAAUCCGGUUGCAGUCAUCCAGGCUCGUGUGCGCAAAGCCACGGAGCUAGAGGCGGCUGUAAGCAGAAGUGGAGGAAAGGUUCCUGCCGUUCUACUGGGUCUGGAAAGCAAGCUGAUCAAGCCAGCAACAGAAGAGGACUUAGAUGGCUUUAUCAAGGCCAACGACCGGUGGUUAGGUGAUGAGGCUGUACAGACGCUUCGCUCAAUGAGCGCUUUCGAUCAACGACGAGUGAUCUCUGCUGGGACCAUGUCAGGUUGCCGCGACCCAGUUGCAGUGAUCCAAACCCGCGCCAAGAAGGCUCGGGAGAUGGAAAUGGAGCUUGAGAACCUGGCAGCUGGUAAAGGGCCACUCCUAAAAAAGGAGAAGCCUUCACAAGCUCCAGCGCCGAGCUUUGACGAGGAAGCUGCUGCGAUGCACCUCUACGCUCCACCUGAGGAAGUGUUUGCAUGGGAGUCCAGAUUUGCUCCACCGCCAAUCGAAGACGAGGAUUCUGCACUGGUUGGAGAGAGCCCUGGGGUUGGAGGCGUGGUCGAGAUUCUCAAGGCAAAGUACGGAUGCUCCAAGGGUCAGAGAAUCCGCGUCAUCGGGGAGACCCAUUCCCUGUUGCAAUUCGAGGGCGGAAAAACUGCUCCAAAGAACCAUGAGGACAGCGGCUGGAAAUGGGUGAUCCGAGAAGAGGAAGAGGUCAAACAGUCAGCAGCACAGGCUCAGAUGGCAGCCUUGAAACAAGCUGCUGCUGCUCAAUUGGCACAGGUAGAAGCAGCGAAGGCUGCAGAGCUGGCACGAGCACAAGCGGAAGCGAAGGCGUAUGCUGCCGCUCAACAGGAGGCCAUCCGGUCCAAGGAACACGCCAAACCGAAGCAGAAGGAGCCAAAGGCCCCGCGAAAAACGCGAAGGUCGAGUUCCAGUUCCAGCUCCAGUUCAUCUGAGACGGAGGAGAAGAAACAUAGGCAUCAAAAGAACCCCAAAAAGGGGAUUGGCCGAGAAAAGAAGGCCAGAUCAACAAAGGCAAAAAAGAACAAGAAGGAAGCCAAGUCAAAAGCAGCUACAAGAGAUGCUCUGUCAAAGUCAAGAAAAACGGAGAAAAAGAAGAGCGAGGAGAAGAGGAAAGCCAAGAAGGCUGCGAAAGUUAAAAAACGAAAAGCGCGCAGUUCCUCAUCAUCCAGCUCGGCGACAGAUGUGACGAUCCCUGGCGCAAGUGAAGCAUGA
Messenger RNA from Cladocopium goreaui, 1368 nucleotides. Lineage: Eukaryota; Dinophyceae; Suessiales; Symbiodiniaceae. The record is from the annotation of a GenBank genome assembly.